GCCGCCUCCUCCUGCCUCCUCCCACAGCUCUUCCUGUCCCGCUGUCGCAACACCCCUUCUGCACUCUCCCCUCCCCUCCCACCGCCUCUUUGCUUUACUGUUCUCGGAGUUCUCCGGACUCAGGCUCCGCUUCUGGCCUUCGGGGUUUGCGCUCCCAGGCACCAGGCCGUGAUCUCCGCCCCCGUCUCCACCUUCGAGGUCCCUACCCAAGGCCGGGGCUCCGCUGGCGACCUCCCGACCCCGCGCAACCUGGGACUCAGUCGCCGCCGGGUCCUGAUGGGGGAGUGAGAGGCCACAGCUGGCCGGACAUGGGCCUCCCCGCCGUGCCUGGCCUGCUGCCGCCGCUGGCGCUCCUGGCUCUGUUGGUGGAAAUAUACCCCUCAGGGGUUACUGGCCUGGUCCCUCCCCUCAGGGACCGGGAGAAAAGAGACAGUCUGUGUCCCCAGGGAAAAUACAGCCACCCUCAAAAUAAUUCCAUUUGCUGUACCAAGUGCCACAAAGGGACCUACCUGCACAAUGACUGUCUCGGCCCAGGGCUGGACACAGACUGCAGGGAGUGCGAAAAUGGUACCUUCACUGCUUCAGAGAACCACCUCAGACAGUGCCUCAGCUGCUCCAAAUGCCGGAAGGAAAUGAACCAGGUGGAGAUCUCCUCUUGCACAGUGGACCGGGACACUGUAUGUGGCUGCAGGAAGAACCAGUAUCGGAAAUACUGGAGUGAGACGAGUGAGACUCGUUUCCAGUGCUUGGACUGCAGCCUCUGCAUCAACGGCACAGUGCAUCUCCCCUGCCAGGAGAGACAGAACACCGUGUGUACCUGCCACACGGGCUUCUUUCUGAAAGAGAACGAGUGCAUGUCCUGUGUGAAGUGUAAGAAAGACGCAGAGUGCACGAAGUUGUGCCCAUCCCCAACCCAAAGCGUGACGGGCCGACAGGACCCAGGGGCCACAGUGCUGCUGCCCCUGGUGAUCUUCCUCGGUCUUUGCCUUUUAUCCCUCCUAUCCAUCGGUUUCCUGUGCCGCUACCGACGGUGGAAGCCCAAGCUCCGCUCCAUUGUUUGUGGGAAAUCGACACCUGUAAAAGAGGGGGAGCCUGAGCCCCUGGCCCCAACCCCAAGCUUCAGUCCCACCGCGGCCUUAAGUGUCAUCCCGGGCUACAGUCCCGUCUCCAGCUCCACCUUCACCCCCAUUCCCAAUUUCACGCCUAGUGACUGGCGCAAUUUCAGUGCUGCAUCGCCCCCCAGAGAGAUGGCUCCACCCUACCAAGAGGCGGGCCCCAUCCUCACCGCAGUUCCACCCUCCAGCCCCCUCUCCACCCCUGUUCAGAAGUGGGAGGACAGCGCCCACACGCAGCGCCCAGAUACCGACCCGGCCACGCUGUACGCCGUGGUGGACGGCGUGCCCCCGUCGCGCUGGAAGGAGUUCAUGCGGCGGCUGGGGCUGAGCGAGCACGAGAUCGAGCGGCUGGAGCUGCAGAACGGGCGCUGCCUGCGCGAGGCGCACUACAGUAUGCUGGCGGCCUGGCGACGGCGCACGCCGCGGCGCGAAGCCACGCUGGAGCUGCUGGGCAGCGUGCUCCGCGACAUGGACCUGCUCGGUUGCCUGGAGGACAUCCAGGAGAAGCUGUGUGCCCCCGCCUCCCACUCGCCCGCGCCCCGCCUUCCCCGAUGAGGCCCAGCCCCCGCCCCCUGAGAGGGGGCUGCCUUGAGGACAGCUGCUUUCUGCCCCCUGGACAGUCCGGAGGGACGGUGCAGGAUGCCCCCUGGACUUCCUUGUUUCUGGAGAAGAAGGGUCUUGGAGGGGCAGGCAUGAUCUAGCAGCCACCUCCUUGGUGCUACUCCCUCGGUGUACAUAGCUUUUUCUCAGCCGCCUGAGGGUCAGCCGUGUGUGUGUGUGUGUGUGUGUGUGUGUGUGUGUGUGUGUGUGGUGGUGAGAAAGGCUUGGGGUGUGUGUUCUUGUGAGAGAGGCUGAGUGUGCCAGGAGCCCAAGCCGGUGACUGUGGGGAUAAAAGGUGCCAUCCGUCGCUGCCUGUUUUGGGUUUGGAAAACCUAGCAAGGAUGCUUAGGGGCCUGUGGUUGGUCCCUGAGCAUUUUUCACAGUAGAUAAGCAAUCUUUGUACCAAUUAUGUUACACUAUAGAAACUUGGCACGCCUUUGCCCCCUGCCUGGACAAGCACAGAGUAAGAGAACUGUCACAAGGCGGGGGCAAGCACAGAACAAUGGGGCCUCAGGCUGGAGCUGUGGACUUUUGUAAAUACACUAAAACUCUGGAAUUAAAGCUGUGCUGCCGAGGGA
Molecule: messenger RNA, 2293 nt
Organism: Equus caballus (horse)
Lineage: Eukaryota; Metazoa; Chordata; Mammalia; Perissodactyla; Equidae
Gene: TNFRSF1A
Product: TNF receptor superfamily member 1A
Biological process (GO): prostaglandin metabolic process; inflammatory response; tumor necrosis factor-mediated signaling pathway
Cellular component (GO): membrane raft; signaling receptor complex
Molecular function (GO): tumor necrosis factor receptor activity; tumor necrosis factor binding
Source: RefSeq, a predicted model, not a curated record